This is a messenger RNA of Rubroshorea leprosula, 967 nucleotides long. The record is from the annotation of a GenBank genome assembly. Lineage: Eukaryota; Viridiplantae; Streptophyta; Magnoliopsida; Malvales; Dipterocarpaceae.
GGUUUGCAGGUGAGGAUAGCUAGAAUUUUUAACACUUACGGUCCUCGAAUGUGCAUCGAUGAUGGUCGUGUUGUUAGCAACUUUGUUGCUCAGGCGCUAAGGAAAGAACCAUUGACUGUUUAUGGUGAUGGGAAACAGACAAGGAGCUUCCAGUAUGUUUCUGAUCUGGUGGAGGGUCUUAUGCGUUUGAUGGAAGGAGAACAUGUUGGACCUUUUAAUCUCGGAAAUCCAGGCGAAUUUACCAUGCUUGAACUUGCUGAGGUGGUCCAGGAAGUUAUUGAUCCAAAUGCAAAGAUUGAGUUCAGACCCAACACAGAAGAUGAUCCCCAUAAGAGGAAGCCUGAUAUCUCCAGAGCCAAGGAGCUUCUCGGUUGGGAACCCAAGGUUUCCCUCCGUAAGGGUCUCCCUCUUAUGGUUUCAGACUUCAGGCAACGCAUCUUUGGUGAUCACAAGCAGGGUAGCGGCAGCAGCAAGACCACUCAAUCAUCAUCUUAAGUUGGCAUUCAUACAUUCAAAUUACAGAGGCAGAUAUGUUCGUCGGGUAAAAUUAAAUUUCCUCUCGAGUCUUGUUCCCCGGAAACGACAUGGUUAGAAACAGCAGCAGCAGUAGCUGUGCAGCAGAUGGGGUCCUUUUACCUUUGUUCUCUUUAGAAUAGAUUUGGAGGUUUCCAUUUUUACAUAUGUUGUGUAUCACCAUUCUGUAAUUUCCAUGUUAUACUUACCCGCUUUUAAUCUUUUUAGCCAGUGAGCUUCACCAAUCAUAAAAAUUACAAUUUAUUCUUUUGAGGUGAUACAUAUAUUUUUUAAAGUAUUUAAUUUGCUGCUUAAUUUGCACGUUUGAAUCCCUUCUAACUCUUUGGCAAAAAGAGAAAACCCUCUUUAACUCGUAGUUUUUGUAAGCAUUGUUUGCAUACUAAAUUGUACUAAAAUGUACAUCACUUAUUAUUAUUAAAUAAGGGUGAUUCUU